AUGCGGUACAUCUACGAUAUUUCUUCCAAUAAGACUAGGUCCUCAACCGGACAUGCAGUGAAUGAGGAUGUCGACUCGUUCGAUGCAUUGCAGCCUGUUACGGACCAUGGAGGACAGGUUCAACCGCAGACGCUCGACGCGUUUACGGCGUUUGAAUAUCCAGAACUUCCGAAUAAUUCAGAAGUUCCAAGCACUGUUCCGACAGACAAGCAAGGACAUCUAAAUUGUGACCAGAACCCACACGCUUACGACUCAACCGUCGGAGACGUGCCAAUAGAUCCUGUCCUCAUGUUCGAUAGCGGUCAGCAUAAUCUCAUGCGACAUGAGGAUGCUGUUGGGAGUGGCUUAAAUUUCCAUAACCAGGCGCCGUUGGAUGAGUCUAUGCCUCGAUCUACCUCCCCACAACCCGCCUCCACACGUGUAGCGAGUGCACCCUCCAACGAGUCAACGACCUCUACAUGGUCAUCGCCCCCGAUUGCUCCACCUGCUGGAGAAUACGAGCUGGACCCACGGCGACCAUUCAAUCAGCUAUCACCCGUCCUUCCUGCCGUUUACACUUGCCCACAGGCAGGGUCAGAUAAUGCAUUCACGCAAGUGCACGGACAGAAUAUAUCGGCGACCAUGCCGAUGUUCCAACAGGCACAGGGAGUAUCGACCCUUUCCGUUAUCCCAUUUACGCGCUCUGGUGAAGUUGAAGAUGUUGGACUUCCACAACCCUCGACAAGCACUGCAUUGAUCCCAGAUAAUCUGCCUAUUCCUCCCGCCUCAGGACCGAUUAGACGCACUGGAAAGCAGUGUAGUCCAAAUUCUCAACUCCUUUGUAAAGACCAGAAUUGCGGAAAGCGCUUUCACGACAAGAGGACGCUUAAGAGGCAUAUUGACGAUGUGCACAAUCCCAAUAAAGCUACGUGGUUCUGCCCGGGCUUGGGCGCCCCACGUGAAGGUUGGAUGAAAAAGUGCACCAACCAUUCAGGCUAUGCUCGGAGUGACUCUUUGCAGCGUCAUAUAUAUGCAGCGGAGGAGAGUAAUCCAUGUCGCACCGAGGCUGUGAGGUUGGGCUGGAGCCCUACAAUUCCAAAGAGCAUCGAAAAUUUGAAGGAUUUCCGACCAGCUUGA
Fomitiporia mediterranea MF3/22 is the source of this 1116-nucleotide messenger RNA. RefSeq lists its product as uncharacterized. NCBI's taxonomy places the organism in Eukaryota, Fungi, Basidiomycota, Agaricomycetes, Hymenochaetales, Hymenochaetaceae. The coding region runs from base 1 to 1116 and encodes 371 amino acids. The record is from RefSeq and is a predicted model, not a curated record. The transcript is spliced from 2 exons.